This is a messenger RNA of Fopius arisanus, 561 nucleotides long. RefSeq lists its product as uncharacterized. The record is from RefSeq and is a predicted model, not a curated record. Lineage: Eukaryota; Metazoa; Arthropoda; Insecta; Hymenoptera; Braconidae. The transcript has 2 exons. Bases 83 to 409 code for a protein of 108 amino acids.
UUUUUUUACUGGUGUCAAUGUACUCCAGAAUGUCCUAAUAAUUAGUACUAAGAAGUAGUUGGGUUAUAGUUGUUCUUAGAGAAUGGCGGCAAGGGAGAGUAGUCCAAGAAUGUCAGGAAAGAGAGAAAGCCCUUCUCCUGAGAGAAGAUUCCCUCCAUAUCGUGGGAAAAUCGUCACCGACUCCGUCAAUUCACGAAUGAAACGGCCAAAAUUAUUCUGCGAGACCUGUAAAGUGGACAUAAUCGGGGGCUCCACUGAAAUAGAGAAACAUUUCAGUCCCAUGCACAAACAUAAUUCUCUGUGCCCUGAUUGCGCUGGCAAAGUCUUCAAUUAUAUCGAGAUCAAUCACACACACGAUGGAGUCCCCACUUUAAAGGAACAUGCAUACCACAUGUGCCUUAAGCAAUAAUUAAUUUAGAUGAAUUAUUUGUUACAUUCCAGUUAUGGAGGGGUUAAAGAAUCUCAACCUAGGAAUCAUAUUUUAUAUAUUUUUGUUGAGUCAUGAUCAUCAGCUCAGAAAAAAUCGGAGAGACCGACCUUGCCCCAGUUUUUUUAAUACGA